AUGAGUUUCACUGACAGUUUCUGGUCAAUUGAUUAUAAUCAAGGGAUUAGAGUGUUAUUUGAUCAGUUAUACCAAGGUAUUAAAGAAAAUGAACUGUUCAUUGAUUUAUUCAAAAAAAGACUGGAACUGGAAUUCAUCUAUGGGAAUCAAUUGAAUUCAAUAUCUACAAAAUCAAAUAGUGAUUAUAUUUCAUCCAUUAGAACAGCAUUUGAUAAGAUAAAUGAAAAUUUCGAAGAUGAAGGGAAUUACCAUAUAGUUUUAAGUGAGAAUAUCAAUUUAAAAGUUGUUGAACCAUUUUCAAAAUGGUGUCAUGAUCAUAAAGAAAGAAUUGAGUAUAGUGAUAAUAUAUUGAUUGAAAAAUAUAAAUAUUUCAAGAAAUAUAAAACAUCAGUUGAAAAAAUUCAAAAGAAAUAUUUCAAUAAAUGUAGAAUUCUUGAAGAGUUCAAGAAUAAUUUCGAUGAAGAAGAUUUGAAUGAAUCAAUGAGAACUGUUAAUGUUGAAGAAGAAGAAGAUUUUGAUGAAGAAAUUUACCAAAUUGGAGAUUUGAAGUUAUCAGAGAAGAAUUUCAAAAAACUUUUGACUGAUUUGAUUAAUAAUAUUGAAAUCAAAGAUCAUAAAGUAUCAAUCUUAGGUACUUAUUCCAAUGUAUCUAAUGGAAGUAACAUUACUCAUUGGUUAUUGAAUAAUGUUGAAGAGUUAGAUAAAGAUAUCAGUAAGAUUGAAAGAUUCGGUCAAGAUUUAAUCGAUAAUGAUUAUUUAAGGUUAAUUGGUACGAUCAAUAAUAAUAAGAACUUCAUCAAUUCAUCACAAUAUUAUUAUCAAUGGAAACCUAAGAUUUUUGAAUUCAUAGGGUUCAAUGCCAUUAAGGAUGAUUUGACUAGAUCUAAUUCCACCAUAAGUUCCAAUAUGAUGAAGAAUCAAUUUUCAGAUUAUUUCGAAGAUAUGAAACAAGUUAUUGGAGUUAAUAAUGUGGAUUUAAAUGAUAAAUCCCAAUACUUGAAAAUCAGUCAAGAAGUCAAUGGUUUAGAUCAACAAUAUUAUCAAGCAGUUGAAGAAUUAGACAAAAUCAGAUGUGAAUUUGAAGAAUUAAUUAUGGACCAUUUAACUUUCAUGGAAAAAUGUGAGUUUGAUAGAUUAAAAGCCAUUAAGAAAGUAUUAUUUGAUUUCUUAAAAAUCUUCAAUGCUCAAGAUAAGAAGAAAUUCUUGAAUGAAUUGUCGGUUCUUGAAGAAACUAUAAAUCCCGUCAAUGAUUUGAAGUUUUUAAUUGAGAAUUUCAAAGUAGGUAAAUUCAAACCUAAUGUGGUAUUAUAUGAUAAUUACUAUAAUUCUAAUAUCAACCAAACUUUUGGUGUUGAUUUAUCUAUAAAAUCAAGAUUAGAUAAGAAAAUAGUACCUAUUCUUGUACAAUGUAUUUUAUCCCAUUUAGAUAAGGUUUAUCCUGAUUUGAUUAAUGAUGAAGAAAGGAUCAAUUUGUGGAUUAAACCAGUACAAUUGAAUAAUAUUCAUAGUUUAAGGUUCAAAUUGAACCAUUUAUCCAAUCCCCAAGAUAUCAAUGAGAUCUUAAAUCAACAACAUCCUAUGAUAAUCACCAAUUUAUUGAAAUUAUAUUUCCUUGAAUUGCCUGAUUCCUUGAUUUUACAUAAUUCUUAUGAAAUCAUUAAAUCCUUAUAUUUGAAUUAUCCUAUUAAUACCAAUGAUGAUUUAGACGAAUCAAGAAUUAAUGGUUUACAAAAUGUUUUAAGUGAUUUACCAAAAUGUAAUUUAGCUACUUUAGAUGCCUUGUUAACCCAUUUGAAUCGUUUAAUUCAAAUCAUUGGUAAGAAAGAUCAUGAAUUAGCUGUUGAUUUUAGGAAUAAGUUGUCUAAAGAAUUCUCUUCAAUCAUCAUAUUACCAAAGAAUAAUGAUCAUAUAUUUGUUGAUAAUUUCCAAUAUCAUUUCAUAUUGGAUUUAUUCGAUAACAAGGAUGUUAUUUUCAAGCAAUUAAGAAGGAAUAAUUCAUCACAUGAAGAUGGAAGUUUAAGAAUUAAGAAGAAAAGAUCAACUUUGGACAAAGAAUUACCUAAUCCUAAAACACCUUCAAAACCAAGAGAUUCAGAGAUGAAAACUCCAAGACCAAAAGACUCAGAAAAGACUCCAAGACCAUCAGAAUUUAAAUCAUCCAAAUCAGAACCUUUACCAAAGACACCCAAGCCAGAGACAUUACCUAAAACUCCAAAACAAGAAACUUCAACACCUAAACCCGAUUCUCAAUCUCCAGGUUUAAGAAGAUCAACAUCUCCCAACAAGAAAUCCUUAAAUUCCUGCAUCGAGAAGAAUAAUAGUUCUAGUUCCAUAGUAUCUUCUAAACCAGUUAAAAAAGAUAUCAUUUACGAUUUUUCUGAUUUACAACAACCUAAAUUUGCUCCUAGUUUGGGUAGAAAGUCAUCAGUUAAAGAUUUAGCUUCAAAAUUUGAAAGUGAAAGUCCUUCACCAACCCCUAAAUCUUCAGCAUCUUCGACAAAGUCAUUUUCAUAA
Molecule: messenger RNA, 2514 nt
Organism: Yamadazyma jaroonii
Lineage: Eukaryota; Fungi; Ascomycota; Pichiomycetes; Serinales; Debaryomycetaceae
Source: the annotation of a GenBank genome assembly